AUGCGCCCAGCCGGAGCCUUUGGCAUCAGUUUCGAGAACCGCAGAAAUUUGCUCGACGACACAUGUCGAGCCUGCAAGAUGACGAACAUACUAAGAAGCGGCACAUCUUCAUCGCUCUGGGGAGCAACAUGGGUGAUAGAACAGCCAUGA
This is a messenger RNA of Bipolaris oryzae ATCC 44560, 150 nucleotides long. RefSeq lists its product as uncharacterized. The record is from RefSeq and is a predicted model, not a curated record. The transcript has a single exon. The coding region runs from base 1 to 150 and encodes 49 amino acids. Lineage: Eukaryota; Fungi; Ascomycota; Dothideomycetes; Pleosporales; Pleosporaceae.